UCUAUAAUCCAUAAAAUAAAUACAUUAUAAUAUCCAUUAUAAAUAUAUUUAUAUUGGUACAACAUUUCUGAAGAAUCAGCCAUAAUAAUAAGACCAAUCGAUGAAAAUUUAAAUCGAAGAUAAUAUUACUAUUAUUGCAUAUUAAAUGACGAUGGUUUUAUAACAAAGUAAAUAAUUCUAGAUCGAUUGAUUGAAGCAGUCAAAAACAAUGUCUAUUUUAUUGAGACAAAAAAAGGCCGGAAAAAAUUAUUUAUAUUAAACCGUUUAAGACGUGAAUACUAAAUAAUAGACUUAAUAGAUCUUUAUAAUUUGGAAAACAAUGAUAUAUACACAAUUCCCCCUUCAAAAACUUUAUCUUUUUCAAUUUAUAGUUAUGAAAUGAAUAAAUAAAUUGUUAUUUAAAAAGAAUAAAAAAUUAUGUUUAAUAGUGAUUAUUUAGCCUUUUAUAAAACACCUUUUUUCGACGAUGAUUGUAACUAAAUCAUGAUUCCAUCAAAAGAUGUUUAUGAAAUAUCAGAAUAUUGUAAUACAAAAAAUAUUAUUGUUUUCGACGAUUAUAAUAAAUAGUUCCUCGCGCAUAUGAUUUAUAAAGGGAAAAAAUACAGAUUGGCCCAAUAUCCUUCUUAUAAGUGCCUGCAUGUAAUUGAUAUUGAUAAUGAUAUUGCCCUUAUUUUAGACUUAGGCUUUAAAUCUUCAGUUGAAACAGUAUUUGUUGUUUAAUUAAUAUUUUCUGAAGAUACUGUUACUUUUAAAAAGAAACUAAACCUGAAUUAAGAUAAAUUUUAUAUGUCUGAUAUUUUCGAUUUUGGAAUUGGGAAAAAAAUAAUUUGCUUAGGGACUUCUAAUAAAUGGAAAUUUUACGAUUUGCUUACUUUUAAGGAAGUAGAAAUGUCUCCAGAUAGUUCGUCAAUUAACUUCGGAAAAUAUUAUUAUAUUUUGUCUUAUAAAUCAGUAAUUAUUUUUGGAAAUGUUGUAUAUGAUAUAUCUUAUGAUCAAGAAUUCGAUUAAGUUAUUGUAAUCAAAAGAAAGAAUCAAAAAUAUAAAUAUUAUACACUUCCUAUAAUAGACUAAAGGUUUAGAUAGUCAUUUUAAAAAGGAAAAGCUUUAAUUGCAGGCGAUAGUAGCAAUAGUGAUAAAUAUGUCUACUUAUAUUCAAUUGAAAAUAUACUUUGUAGAGAUAAUGAGCAUAUAACUAAUAAUCUAUAAUGCGUUUAAUGCAAAAGCAAUGAGUAUUUUAAAGACGAUAUAUGUGUAGGGUGCCCAUAAGGAACUUUUGUUGAAAAUAAUAUAUGUACUGCAUGUAUGCAAGGAUGUAUAUUAUGUAAUAAUAAAUAUACUUGUAUUAUAUGUGAUUAAGGUUAUUAUAUAAAUGAUUUGAAGGAAUGUUAAACUUGUAUUAAUAUUAAGUGUAAAACUUGUCAAAUUGAUACUCCAGAUAUAUGUACUUCUUGCAAUUCAUCUAAAGUUUUACAAACAAAAAAUUAAAAAUGUGUAGAUGCUUGUGAUAGCAAUUAAUAUUUAGAUAAUACUCAAGUUGAUAUACCUUAAUGUAGGGAUUGCAUUAAUUUAUGUCUUAAAUGUGUAAACGCAAAUUCUUGUUAACUUUGUGUAAAUGGCAACUUUUUAAAUACAAAUACUUCGAAAUGUGAACCAUGUGAUGCUCAAUGUACUACAUGUGAAAACGAUUCAAAGACUUCUUGUCUUACUUGUAAUAAUAAUUAAUAUUUAUAAACUAACUAAACUUGCAAAGACACCUGUUUACCCAAUUAAUAUCCGGAUAACACGAGAAAAUGCUAACCGUGUAAUGCAUCAUGCUUAUCAUGUAUUAAUAAUACUUCAUGUUCUACAUGUGCUGAUGGUAAUUAUUUAAAUCCUUUAACUUAAUUUUGCUCGCAUUGCUCCGCUAACUGUAGAACUUGCGAUAAUAAUGCUGAUACUUGUACAUCCUGUAAUAAGGGCUAAUAUUUAAAUACUAAUACUAAUACUAAUAGAUGUGAACAAUGUAACGCGAACUGUGUAGCGUGCGAAAAUGGACCCACUAAUGAUUAAUGUACGGAAUGUUAACUUAAUAAUUUUCUCACUUAAGACAAAAAAUGCGUUAUUUCUUGUUAAUAAAAUUAAUAUGCAGAUGCACUAAGAAAAUGCUAAUAAUGUAAUGCAUCUUGUCUUACAUGUUAAAAUGCUAUUUCGUGUAAUACAUGUAAUGCGGGGUAUUAUAUAAACACAAGGAGUAAUUUAUGUGAAAAAUGUGAUGAUAAUUGUCAAACAUGUGAAAAUGGAAUAGUAAAUAAUUAAUGUAUUACCUGUAAUAAUAAUUAAGUUCUUUUAUAAACUAAAAAAUGUGCCGAUAAUUGCGACAAUAAAUAAUUUGAGGAUUAAAAUAAAAAGUGUUAGUAAUGUGAUCUUAUGUGUCUUAAUUGCUUGAAUUCUAAUACAUGUGAUACUUGUGAAGAAGGAUCAUAUUUGAAAAGAAGUACAUAAAAAUGCGAAUUAUGUGACUUAAAUUGUAAGGCAUGUAUAGAAAAGGGCAAAUGUGUAUCUUGUAAAUAGAAUUAUUUUUUAACUUAAAAUUAAUAAUGUAAACUAGAAUGUGAUUAAUCUUUUUUUCCCGAUUCUUAAGGAAAUUGUUAACCAUGUGAUUCUAAUUGUUUAAAUUGUAAACAAUUUAAUUAAUGUACAGAAUGCUUUUAGGGACUCUAUUUAUUUAAUGGAUUUUGUAGUAAUGAAAUUUAUUGCUAAUAGAAUACUUACUUAGACGAAAAUGAGUGCAAAACUGAAUGUCCUUAAAAUAAAUUUAAAAAUCUAGAGACUAAUACAUGCGAUCAUUGCCAUUCCUCAUGCAAAAGAUGCACGGAAACAGGCAAUAUUAAAUGCUUGGAGUGUGAAAACGGACUUGUUUUGAAUAAAGAUGGUAAAUGUGAGAAUAAAGUAAUUAAAACAUAUGCUGCUACUAAUAAGUUGAUGUUUAAAGUAUAUAUUGUUGUUACUGUAUAUAUAUUUAUUGCGUGUAUAAUUUGCUAUUUUUUAGAUUAUAAAUCCUAUUUUAGAAAUAGGAAAGUGAAAAAUUUCGAAGAAGAAGAAUAUAAACCGAAAACAUCAAAAUUUUAAAUGGAGCCCGUAAAAGACCAUAUCACAGCAUAAAAUGAAGCAGAAAAUGUAAACAAUUAAAAUUAAAGGUAAAGGUUAAGGUCUAAAUCAGAUAUUCAAAAAGCAAAUUAUUAAAUAGAAAAAAUAGAAACUAACUCACAAAAGAAUAAUAAUAAAAUUAAUAGAAAUCCAAGAAAAUAAAGUAAUUAUAUAAGUUAAAGUUAAGCUUGCCCUGAUUAAAAUACCUAAAAUAUGUCUGAAUUUAAAAAUUUUCUCGAUAAAUAAAUUAUAUAAAAUAAUACUAAUAAGAAAAACAAUACAAAUGUUAUUUUAUUUAAUGAUAUUAAAAAUGAAAAUAAUAAUAUAAACAAAGUUAAUAGAAUAAAUAUAAAUCAUAAUUAUUAUUAAUAUGACUAGAAAUUAUAUUUUACACUUAUUGCGAAUGAAUUUUUGGAAAUGUAUUUAUUAUAAGACUAUACACGAAACUCUUUAAUUAGGGCUUUAUUAAUGUAUUUUAAAUAAUGCUUAUUUAUGCUAGUUUGCUUUUAUUAUAAUAUGAAAGGAUAUUUUUAAAUAGCAAUUUUAAUAUUAAUGUGUAUUUUAGUAAAAUAAUGUUUAAAAAAAUUAAUUGAAAAUAUUAAUUUUUUAAAGUGUCAUAGAUUUAUAGUUUCAAAGUUAAUUUUUUUAACUAUUUUUAUGAUAUUCUUUAUUUUAUUUAUUUUGAAAAAAUGUAAUAUUAAUAAUGAUGAAGAAGAUUAUAAAUGGACUAUUUGCUACUUAUAAGUUUUUGCUAUAGAUCUAAUUUUGAUUUAAAAUAUAAUUUCAUUUUUAAACUAUUAUUCGAGUGUAAGAUGUUUGAAAGGAUAUAAUGAUAUAUUACAGAAAUUAUUAGAUUUUACAUUUGUUUAAAAUAAUAUAAUAAAUUAAAUAAAAAUAAAAGAAAUAAAAAAAUAUA
This is a messenger RNA of Ichthyophthirius multifiliis, 4042 nucleotides long. Its product is annotated as zinc finger lsd1 subclass family protein, putative. Gene Ontology annotation, molecular function: protein binding. NCBI's taxonomy places the organism in Eukaryota, Ciliophora, Oligohymenophorea, Hymenostomatida. The transcript is spliced from 2 exons. The annotation marks the transcript as partial. The record is from RefSeq and is a predicted model, not a curated record.